CGUCAGCAUUCCAUGCGUUAAAAGGGCAGAUGGUAACCGCGGGUAACUGAGGAGCAAACCACUCUGCUGGCCACAGAGCAAGAGAUCAGCGGAGAGAGGGAGGGAGGAGAGCUAACACAUGCAGCGCAGCAGAGGAGAGGAGAGGAGCAUCUGAGAGGAAGCUGCACGUCUGCUCUGACAGAGAGGAAGACAGACUUCUUCUCCACACUAACAAGGAGGCGCAGGGCAAAAAGAAACGAGGAGAGACACAGAGACAAGAGGAGGGGAGAUAGUAAGAGGAGGUAAAAAAAAAAAGUAUCCCUCCCUUCCACUUAGAGAGAUACAGAGACAAAGAGGGGAAACAAAAGGGGGUUGGAGCGAUUGUGAAGUGAGGAGAGGGAGGCAGAUAGUUAGAGGAACUGCAAGACUGAUCAAUGAGAGGCUGAGAUUUCAGGAAUAAAUUUCGACUCAGCAAGAAAGAGACAGAGAGAGAGAGAGAGAGAGAGAGAGAGAGUGAGAGAGAGAGAGAGAGAGAGAGAGAGAGGGAUUCAAUGACAAGGAAAGAUUAAUGAAUGAAAGGUGGGAGCAAAACAUCUGGAGAGGCUUACUAAGAGGAAUAUUUAAAAAGGAAGACCUAGUGGGAGGCAUUUCUUAUUGAAAAAAAGAGAAGAAUCUUCCAGAGAAGAAUAAAAAAAACACAUUUAGACAAUGACAAGAAGAUAAGAUUGGAAAGAAAGGAGAAGCAGAGGGUGAAAUAUUUAAAAAGAGACUGAGGGGAGAUGAGCAGAGAGAAGCCAAAGUCAAUGAGUCAACCGGCAAAAACUUAAAGAGAGAGAGAAUAAAUCAGAGCAGCUGGGGGAGAAACUGUGCAACUCCUUUUCUUUUCUUCUUAUUUCUUCCAUCCCCUCCUCUACUUUAUAAAACAGAGGAGAGACGCAAUGAGGAGAGCGGGAGAGAGUUGAGGAAGAUAGACGAAGGAGGAGAGGAAGCAGACUUUUUCUUCAGAGUCCAGAUAGAUACUUAAGUACAAAAGACAAAUCCAAUGGCGUGCUACUACAUUGUGAUCAGUUCCACCCAUCUGCAUGACGGACAGCUGAGGAGCAUCAAGGGGGUGUUCAGAGGACCAAUAGGAACCAACAGCCAAAGAAACACGGAGGAAGGAGACUCCAGUUUCUACUGCGAGCUUUGCGAUAAGCAGUAUGUGAGACACCAGCAGUACGACAACCACAUCAACUCCUACGACCACCACCACAAGCAGCGCCUGAAGGAGCUGAAACAGCGGGAGUUUUACAGAGCGCUGGCCUGCAGGAGGCAGAGGAGACGCAGGGAGGAGAAGAGAGAGCUGAGGAGGCUCCAGAAGCAUGAAGAGAGGAGAUCGGGAGAGUGCGCUCCAGGUUCUGGUCCCAUGUUCCGGUCCACCACAGUGGCGGUGGAACCAGCCAACCAGACCAGACCGGACUCAGAGCAGAACUGGGGCGACAGCAACCCGAGCAGCGCCACAAUGGGAACAAAUCCUCAAACAUCGCUGAUCCAGCCCUUCCUUCCCCUGGACCCUGCACUGGAAACCAGACUCCUGAGCAACACACAGUGGGCGUACGACCCAAUGGACACCAACAGCACUCAGACUUCUGCUAAUGAAUCCAGUAUCCUCAACGAGACCCAAAUGGACUACAAUGACCAGACCACAAAUAUCAACACUACCAAAACCAGGCACUUUAACAAGAUCCCUUGGGCUCACAAUUAUUUAAGCAACCCCAUUACUCCCAAUAACAUCCCAAAGACUGCCACCAAUACCGCCACUAACGGUUCCAUUUUCAGCACAACCACCGUGACCAACUUCAGCAAGAAAAUCCCUCCCGCCAUUACUACUAACAUGGCCGACAUCAACAGUGGCAGAGCAGUGUGUGGACCAAGCGUCCAGUCCUUCCGCAGCAGCAGAGUCCGUCCCGUGUCCUUCUCACUGCCCAAAAGGAGCUGUGUCCUCCUCCACCAAUCAGCUGCCGUGUUCAUCCAAGCCGGGCGAGGCUCAGGCUUGUCGGGGAAGCAAGAAAGUUUGACAGUGCAAGAAAGAAUCAAAGAUCCAGUGGAGAAAGUUGCAGAUCAGCAGCUCAAAUCUUCAGCAUCUGCAGACGUGGACGUUGUAGGCGUGGGUCACUCGGACACUGGAAACCAGUGCAGUGUGGACAUUAAAAUGGAUAUCCUGCACUCUGAGGCAGGAACCAAUAUGUCUCCUGAGAGGGGAACUGGAGGACUCUCUGGGACUGGAGCCCAAGUUUCUUUAUUUAAUCGCAAUGUAAUCAGAGUUGAGGACUUUGUUAACAGUGGGAAUGGAACCCAGCCCUCCUUAUGUAACGACAAUGGGACUGGAGCCCAAGUCGGCAGGGAAAGUGGGACUAGAGCUCAUCAUUGUUUAAAAAGUGGGCUACCAGGACAGAUAUCUGACAUUGUAAGCACAGUUGAAGCUAAAGAUUCAGUAUGCAGAGACAGCGAGGCUGAAACCCACAACAAUGUGGCCAAUCAUACAGAGUUAAACCCCACCCAAGAAUUGAAAGAUCCUCUUUGUCCUGCCACAUAUCAGCAAACAUCCAUUUCUGGUGUUUUAAAUGGCACCAAAGAGUCUUCAAGUCAAACGCAGCCCAAAGAAUCAAAUUUCUCUCCGUCAAACGGGGCUAAAGAAUCAACUUCUUUGCCUACAAAUCGCCCUAAAGAGCCGUUUUGCCGCGUCCUGAGCAGAGACGGUAGCCGGGUUCUUCUCUGGCCGUCGGAGAUGGUCAGCUACACCAAGACCUUGCCCUCCAUCUCCUACAGCAUAAACCCUCUACUGUACGACUUCAGAGCACAUAACAAGGCCAAGGAAGGGGGUGAGGAAAAGAAAGGAGGGCUAGGGGAAGGGAGGGAGAGAAUAAAGCAGUCUGUGAUCAAACAACCUGACUGCCAACAGAGGCAGGAAGCUAUGGAGGGAGGAAGGCAAGUGAAGAUAGAUGAAAGGGAAGAAGGAAGACAGGCAGGUAAUCCUAUGGAACCUCUAGCCCAUUGUAGCAGCCGCGGCGGUGCGGUUCCGGGACAGUGCGGCUGCCGCGAUGAAAGCGCUUUAAAAUUAGUUCCAGUUUCCGCAGAGUGCCACCUUGCACCGACACAGGGCCUUCAAAAAACAGGCAGGAAGAGGAGGAGGAAGAGGAGGGGAGGGGUGAGGAGAGGAAUGAGGAAGAGGGGUAGGAGAAAAAGAGGAGAGGAGACAGAAAGAGGGAGGACAAUAAGUAACAUUUCUGAGAACCAGAUGUUUGAGGGGAGAGGAGACGAGAGGUUGAAAAGAGAGGGCAGCGAAAAAGAGGAGAGGAGAGAAAAAGGCCUAUUAAGUAAUCUUGCAGCGCAUCGGCUGGUAGGAGGGAGAGAAAAGAAGAUGAGGGGAGACGAGAGAAGGAUAAGAGGAGAUCAGUCAGAGCAAGAGAGGGCAGGUAGAAAUGACGAGAAGAGAGGAGCGCUAUUAAGUAAUCUUCCUGAGAAUCGGUGUAAUCGGUGUAACCAGCUGUGUCUGCAGGUGAAAAGGGAGGCCAGCAAGCAUCAAUCCCAGCAAUCAGCCUCCGGGUGGGGCCAGGGGCUCAGAAAGCUCCUCCGUAGGGGUGCAGCAUGUAACUCAGUGAUUAGCCCCGUCCCUGGGUCUGUUAUAGAGACGCCAUGCUGUCCUGCAAUUACACUUGUGCCUGCUCAGAAUCACAGAGAGACGGGGGAGAUACACAAAAAUACACAAGCAGGGAAGCACGAAGGGCACAGAGAUGAAGAGCAAAGGAAUCUGAGCAAGACAGAGAUAAGAGCCGUUCAGGAUGCUGAAGAAAACGCGUGCAACCUAGUGAUUAGCGGCGUUUCUUUUCCCUGUCGAGAAGCAGCAGGCGAGCCAGAAAUUUGUCUUGCUCCUACACCUCAUACGGAAACAGCAUGUGAUCCAGCGAUUAGCCUUGUCCCCGCACCCUUUAGAGGAACAGCAUGUAGUCAAAGACAAACAAUACCUGCAGCGAGCAGCCAUCCUGCGUUAAACAUGACCCUCCCUGGCGAUGCAAUUUUGAUGUCAGAGAGAGCAGAAACAGCCGGCAAGAGAAAGACAGAAUCGCCUGAGGCCGGUGAAACGCCAAAGAAAAAACGGAAAAGGGGAAGGAGACAAACGAGAAGAGUUGUAUGUGUUUUGAGACAGGAAAGGGCUUGUGGUGGGUUGAAGACGGACACCACAGAACUCAACAAGACUGGGACACUUCUGGACAACUGCCUGGGCAGUCCAGAGGGCAACAGGACGGAGAAAAACACUGACUGCCACUUUCUGUCCGGGAUGAAACACCGUCUGUGUCAUGAAACAAAUAACAGCGAGGGAACAUCUACCUGUAACAGCGCUGACAAACUGAAACACCCCCACUACUACCACUGCGAUGACAGUAAAGGCGGCAACUGCAGUGCCGAUGACUUCCGUCAAUUUAUCUCUGAUGCCUCUGUAGGCGAGCAAAAGAGGAUGUGCUGGACUGAGAAUCCUUUAAGUGACUGUCACACCUGUAGCACACCAAGUAUCCACAGUCAGUGCAAUGAAAAGUGCAACAGAGAUGGAAAACAUGACGUCGCUCACGACAAUCCUCACGCCAAACACAAUCCGAGCUGUGGCGGCUGUGAGACGGACAAAGACGAGGAUCAUUCUCGUGAUCACGUGGACAAACUUAACCCUACCUGUAACACCAUGGACACACCUGUUGACUUCUUUACCUGCAGCACCAACGAAUCACAUGCUGACCACUGUCAAUGUGAAAACAAGACAGCAAAGAGUGAAAAAAUGGCUAACUACACUGACAAAAUAGCAGCUUUUUGUGGGGAGAGCUCAGAUUGCAAUGACUGCUCAAAGUGUAAAACAAAGGGCACAUGUCAUCACACUGGUGAUUUUAACCAAACGAAUGACAAAAGGGGGCUCAGUGAGGAGGAUGAAACCAAACCGCAGUGUCACAUUCAACACAAACACAAAAACAACCUCUCCUCUCUGGCAUUUGAUUACCAAACUAGCAGUGGCAUUGAUCCUGGACAGGCAGAGGGCUGUGGUGAUAUGGACGGUGGUCAGUGUGAUUAUCGUGACAGUAAUCAUGGCUCUGAUUGUAAUCACUGUGCUCAUGUUGUCAAGAACGACGCCAGACGCACAAUGGAAGCUGUCGCUCUCGUGAGCGUACGUACGGAGCAGAGAGAGGCGGAAAGAGAUGCUGAGAGGGAGAGAAAGGAGGAGGAGGAGAGACAGAUGGAGAGGAAAAAAGUAAAGGAGAAGCAAAAAGAGUGGGAGAGGGAGUGGGUGAGGAGGAAGGAGAAAGAAAGGGAGGACAGGGAGAGACGGAAGGAGAUAGAUUUUGAACAUCUCUACACGGAGAAGAGGCCUCGUUUUCCUCACGCCAUCCCUCCGCAGUGCAUCCCCCUCCACGCUCCCCUCCUCCUCCCACCUUCCCUCUCCUCCUCUUUCUCCUUCCGCCACACCAUCAUCCAGCACCACCUCUCCCUCCUCCCCCCUCCGUCCCACCUCCCCGUUCAUUCAUACCCUCAUCUUCUCCCCUCUUUUUCCCCACAUCUCUCUCCUCUCACUCUUAAUCCGCCUCCUGCUCCCCCCCCACCACCACCACCACCACCUCAUCAUCAUCCUCCUCUCCAUCCGUCUUUCUACUCCGCGUCCCCCAUCCCUUUCCUGGAUGCCACCGGUCCUUAUCCCUUAGCAACCGCGUUUCAUCCCAUGCAGAGUCCCCAUCCGUCUCUGUAUCCGCGGCCGCAUCCCGCGGUCAUGCCCUUACAGGUGUUGUUCUAAAAAGAAACAAAGAAAGAAAUAAUUCUCAUUAAAGGUACAUUCUCCCAUUUUUUCCAAGACAACCGUUGUCAACCGGGUGAAAGCAGUUUGCAUGUGUCGUUAUACAUGCAUUCUCUAAUUUACAAUUUCACGAAGACUGAAGUAGAAAAACAAAGCCAAUCUUUCUUAAAGCCAAACCCUUCAUCACUCCGUCCAAACACUCAAAGCACUGAUUCACACAUGAAAAAAAAAUGAUGGCUAAUUAUCUUCAUCAGUUAGAAUCCCGCUCUAAAUGAGCCUCAGGUGUGCAGCCAGUGGUAUCGCAGUGGGGAAACACAGCUGGGCUCAUUUCCCUCGGCAGAAAUCAGUCGACGCUCCCAUUUUGCAUUUUAAAUCAACGAUUUGCUCGGUUUGAAAUCAUGUUGGAAACUAUGGUGGGUGACUUUAAAAGGACAAAUAUAUCCUCAGAUAUCUUCAAUCUAUGAUAUUAAAUGCAGAAUUUUCUCUUUCUGGUUGAAAUUUACAUGUUUCCUCCCUGAGAGCCUCUGCUACAUUUUCCUACUUUGAAUGACUUUCUCAGCUGGAGGUUAUUAAGAGCUGGUGGCCUGCAUUACUUUGUGAGAAAGUCUAUUUUCCCAAUAGAGGGUUUCUAUAAAAAGGUGGAAACAAGAUCCUGGGGCUUUCUGUGCAAAAUUAAAAUUAAAAUCAACAUAUCUGCUACUUUACUGAGUGGUACAAUUUGAGUGCCUCAUCAUUUUAACAAAGACUAAACAAUCUUUUUUUCACAAACUCUGAACAGCACCAAUGUGUAUUCAACUUUAGCUUAAAAAAAUGCUCCAAUUACAUAAUAGCCAUGUCCCGAUUCCUUUCUACAUACUAACAAAAGUGAAUGAAAGGUGUCUGUGUGGGCUAAAUUAAGUUGUUUUUUUUGGUGCGUUGAUGGACACCAUUAUCCUUAUUAUUAUUUACAUUUACCCUACUAUUAUACUGUUCCACACUGCAUUGCAUGAAAGACAUUGAGAAGCUGCUAACAGCUGGAGAUUAAUAAAUGAUUAUGGUAAAAAAAAUAAAAAAAAAUAAAAAUGGAUCCCUUUAGAAAACUGAGUAAAAUCCUUGGGAAAAACAUUUUGUUUUCUCUUUGGUAAGUUUUACUGCCAGUGGCAUUUUAAAGAGGCAGUUUGAUUGACGGCCAAUGGAAUAAAUCUGUUAGCACAGAAUAGAAAAGUCCAUAAAAAGGAGAACACACUGUAGACUUUUAGUUUGUAUGUGAUACAGCUUGUCUUAUUGCUGCAUACAGGCACACUGAUUCUGUCACUAGUGUAUAAAUUAUAAAUUAUAUCUCAGCCUCUUCUAAAGUGUAUUUCUCUUUGUGUGAGAGUUGAACGUCGGAGCAAAAUGUUAAGUUGGAAACAAAGCCUUUGCUUUUUGAUUCUGAGGGGGUGACUCAAGCGUCUGACCUUUACUCUUCAUGUUUUCGACAGAUUUUCUGCCAUCUCGUCCAUUGCAGCUGCACUAAAAAUAGCCCAAAAGUGCUUUACACUUUACACAUAAUGACUCAUGCAAAGAAACAAAGGCCAAAACACACGCAGAGAGUGAUUCAGCAAGUCUUGGGACCCAUCCGGCUUCAACAGGGCUGUGUCCCUGGGAGCGGCGGACGUGGAGAUGAAAAUUUGAUUGUCAAGUAAUCAGAAAACAAUCCCCCGGUUGUCAUUCAUUGGUAGCUUGUUGCAGUAGGACAGGUGAUUUUCCAUCCUGUGUUCCGCGAAUGAAACAACACCAAAGCAUCUCAGCACUUCGCAAAUUCAGUCCCAACUUCUCAUUCAUGUGCGGGAAGGUUCAAAGAGUUCCUUGCUGGCAGUACUUUUCCAUGUGAACAGCCCCUCAGGGUGGAUUUUUACUUUAAAGCUAAGGGUUAAGCGUGGAGCCGCCCUUCUUACUUCAAAUCUUAUUUAGAGUCUUACUUUUAGUCACUAAGUGAAGCAGAAAUACCUCACAAAUAACACAAUGUGCAGAGUGUCGCUUGACGCUUAGACUUUGGCAGGAGGAAUGACGUGCACCACAUUGUUUUUUCUCAUCCAUUUUCUCUCACUCAUCUGAAGUUGAACAUCUGGCUCCGAUGGCUUUGGGGCAUAACUGGCAGCGCCUACCCAUCUCAGCGACUGUAGAUCAUACCGGUGCAGGCCGCAAACAAAACAAAUAAAAAGUAUGCAUGAAAAUUAGACUACAAGAAGCAGAUGUUAGUGGGCGAAUCACCAUCAUUAUUCUCAGUUAGACUUUCAUGCAGCACUGUAAGGAAUAUCUCGGUGGUAUUGAUCCCAGAACCCUGGACACACACUGUUUAAUGCAUUAGAGUUGUCAGUGGCAGCCCUACACACUCUGCCUGCUCUCCCAGAGGUUACCAGAUGAUCCUGAAUGCGUUCGUCAUGUCGCUAUGGUGACACUAUGGAGCCCAGGGUGCAGCUUUUGCUUAUUUUUUAGGUGUUUAUGUAAAGGUAGCGACUUGAAACUCACGACUUCAUGUACUUAUAGUCUUGGAGUGCAAGAAAAUGACGGCAGAAUCCUAUUAGCCGGUGUGACAGCACUCCUCAUGUGUUCUCUCGCUCUGUACCGCAAGGAGUUGGAAACCAUAUGUUCUUUAUGAACAUAGGUUUUAUUUAUUAUUGUGAUAUAACCGUGUAAAUUAGAGAAGAAAAUACACUGUUAUUAGAUGUAUUUUUGUAGAGAAGCCUCAGUUGAAUGAGGCCCAGUUUUGUAUCAUGUACUCUGAUGCUAUUUUAGCUAGUAAAUAAACUCCACACCCACGGUAUUAUUUGUCCUCCUGUUAAAGCUGUUAUAUGUUCUUUAAAGUCCUUGUAAUCAAUGAAUGGGUUUAAAGGCCAUGUUUAAUGUCUGUCAGAAAGCUGUUUUUACCUCUAGUUAUGUCUAAGAAAUGUCUUGCGAUCCUGAUAAACUAAUAUUUGGCUACAUUUUUCUUGUGUGUAAUCUAAUUUCAGCAGACUCAUAUCUACAGAUAUUAUCCCUGGUAAUAAAAUAGAUCUAGUCAUACAAUUGAGACAAACUCUCAACUCUUAAAAUGGAAAUAAAUCAGUUGACU
Messenger RNA from Etheostoma cragini (Arkansas darter), 8861 nucleotides. RefSeq lists its product as uncharacterized. Lineage: Eukaryota; Metazoa; Chordata; Actinopteri; Perciformes; Percidae. Gene Ontology annotation, cellular component: nucleus. The coding region runs from base 1022 to 5788 and encodes 1588 amino acids. The record is from RefSeq and is a predicted model, not a curated record. The transcript has 5 exons.